Molecule: messenger RNA, 1245 nt
Organism: Caenorhabditis remanei
Lineage: Eukaryota; Metazoa; Nematoda; Chromadorea; Rhabditida; Rhabditidae
Exons: 6
Coding region: 1-1245 (414 amino acids)
Source: RefSeq, a predicted model, not a curated record
AUGGGUCUCAUUCAUUACACUGGAUUAGAUACCGGAAUUGUAUUAUACUUUGGAAUCACUAUGAUGGCAUUCGUGGGCGUUUCGAUAGUUUCCAUAUUUGAAAAUCGUUAUUUUAUACUUUGUGGUCAGAAUACAUGGUGGAGGCGUGUAAGAUAUCCAUUCUUGAUAGUGAACUAUUUACUGGCAAGUGUCCAUUACAUUCCAACUUUGAUUGAAAUUCCGGACCAAAUAGCUGGGAGAGAAGGAAUGUUUACGAUGUACCCGAAAGCUAGAGUGUUCGAUAAUCCAGAGAAUCCAAUUUACGUUAUCAGUUACGAGAAAAAUGAUUGGUAUGCAAUAAGAGAAGCAUCAAUCAUACUCAUGUUCACUGCUGAGGUUACUGGUUUUGUCAUACCUGUACAAAUAUAUAUGAGGAGAGCAGUGAAGAAAUUCAACUUAUCUGAACAUUCCAUAAGUAUUCAGAAGACAUUUUUGAGAGCUCUUCAUCUUCAGAUAGCCAUUCCAGCUCUCAUUAUGUUGCUUCCUCACGUGGCAACUGCUAUUUUAGGAAUAUUUGUGAUGGUAGCGGUCUCAAUCAUUACUAUAUUUGAAAACCGAUACUUUCUGAUCUUCGCGGAACACACCUGGUGGCGUCAUGCUCGUUACCCAUUCCUCGCGAUUAACUACAUUCUCGGACUACUCUAUUAUCUUCCAACUGUUCUGAGCGUUCCUGAGCAAUCAUCAGCUAGAGAAAUAAUAUUCAAGGAGUUUCCUGAAUUCCGAGCGUUGGAUACUCCAAGUAAUCCGGUGUAUGUUCUCGUUCUGAAUAAUCCUUGGGUUUCUGUGAGACAAAUUGCGAUGGAGGCUACUGUAGUUAUAGAAACACUGAUUAUUGUGCUCCUGUUGAAAAUGAAAAUGAAGAAUGUGGUGAAGGAAAUGAAGAUGUCGGAGAGCACCGCAAAACUGCAAAAGGCUUUCUUGAAAGCCUUGUAUAUUCAGGUCUCCCUCCCUCUUCUUGUCAUCCUCAUCCCAUCUGCCAUUUCCGUAUUCUCUGGUAUCCUUGGAAUCUCCACUCAAAGUGUCAAUAAUUUAGUUUAUAUCACUUUUUCCUGUCAUGGACUUGUUUCUACCAUUGUUAUGUUGACUAUUCAAAUGCCUUAUCGAGAAUUUUGCAUGGGAAUGGUUGGGAAAUCGGAUAGAAGACAACGAAAAGUCACUGUAUCCAAUAUAAGUGCAAGAUCGAGUACUCAAGUUACCACUUUUUGA